Molecule: messenger RNA, 1647 nt
Organism: Papilio machaon (common yellow swallowtail)
Lineage: Eukaryota; Metazoa; Arthropoda; Insecta; Lepidoptera; Papilionidae
Product: threonylcarbamoyladenosine tRNA methylthiotransferase
Exons: 8
Coding region: 28-1647 (539 amino acids)
Biological process (GO): tRNA methylthiolation
Cellular component (GO): endoplasmic reticulum
Molecular function (GO): tRNA (N(6)-L-threonylcarbamoyladenosine(37)-C(2))-methylthiotransferase activity; 4 iron, 4 sulfur cluster binding
Source: RefSeq, a predicted model, not a curated record
GUCAAAAAACAAUGUCAACAUUUCAAAAUGCCAGGUGCUGUGUGUGAAAUUAUUGAUGAUAUUGAAGAUUUAAUAUCUUCUCAGGACAUAACUCCUAAAGAGAGAUAUGCAAGCAGAAAAAGUGUAAAUGUAAGAUCCAAAAAACGUCAAGUGGAAAAGAAUGUAGAGCCAAUUGAAAAGAUAGUGCUAGAGAGUGUUGUACCAGGAACACAAAAGAUUUAUGUAAAGACAUGGGGGUGUGCACACAACAAUUCCGACUCGGAGUACAUGGCAGGCUUGCUAGCGGCACACGGGUACCCGCUGACGGAGGACAAGUGGGAUGCACAGCUCUGGCUGCUUAAUUCCUGCACUGUCAAGAGCCCUGCUGAGGACCAUUUCAAGAAUGAGAUAGAGUCAGGCCGAAGCCGCGGUAUCCAUGUGGUAGUGGCUGGGUGUGUACCGCAGGGUGCUCCUCGCGCCCCCUACCUGCAGGGGCUCAGCGUGGUUGGUGUGCAGCAGAUUGAUCGUAUUGUUGAGAUUGUGGAGGAGACUCUUAAAGGACACACAGUCCGUCUAUUCGGACAGAAGAAAACUGGAGAAGGUAGAAAAGCGGGAGGGGCAUCGCUUUUACUGCCUAAAGUUCGCAAAAACCCCCUGAUAGAGAUUAUACCUAUCAACACGGGAUGUUUGAACCAAUGUACGUACUGUAAGACCAAACAUGCUCGAGGUGAAUUAGGAAGUUAUCCACCCGAAGAAAUAGUGGAGAGGGCUCGGCAAUCUUUUACAGAGGGAGUUGUUGAGAUCUGGUUGACGAGUGAGGAUACCGGUACAUACGGACGCGACAUUGGCACGUCAUUGCCGGCGUUGCUGCGGCGGCUAGUGACCGUCAUCCCCGCGGGCUGCCGGCUGCGGCUCGGCAUGACCAACCCACCUUACAUUCUGGAGCAUCUUCCAGAUGUGGCUGACAUCAUGCAUCAUCCCAGGGUCUACAAGUUCCUGCAUGUGCCGGUGCAGUCGGGCAGUGACCAGGUGCUUGCAGACAUGAAGAGAGAGUACAGUCGGGCUGACUUUGAACAAGUUGUUGAAUAUCUCAGAGAGCAUGUGCCGGGUAUGACUAUAGCCACAGAUAUAAUCUGCGGCUUCCCCACGGAGACUGAGAGGGACUUCGAGGACACGAUGACACUCUGCAAAAAGUACAAGUUCCCCUCACUCUUCAUCAACCAGUUCUUCCCCAGACCUGGUACUCCUGCAGCCAAGAUGACCAGGGUCCCCGGACAGGAAGUGAAAAAACGUACCAAACAAUUGUCAGAUUUCUUCCGUUCAUAUGAACCGUAUGGUCACAAAGUUGGAGAAGUACAAGAAGUUCUCGUGACAGAUAUAUCACAUGAUAAGAACUACUUUGUAGCUCAUAAUGAAUUCUACGAACAAGUUUUAGUUCCUAAAGAGGAUAAAUAUAUGGGCAAAAUGGUCACAGUGAAAAUAAUGAGUGCGAGUAAAUUCUCUAUGGUCGGGCAGCCCAUAGACAAGCCAAAGAUGGCGGGAGUCGUGCAACCCUUGAAGAAAGGGGAAGUGUCAGGUUUAGUUAGCGUCAGGGAAAAGAAAUUCCCUUUGCCUAUUUUAUUUUUGUUGUUGGCAGUCGUUUUUAGAAUGAUCUGGAUGUUUUUGUAG